CUUCAGCCAAGAGAUAUUUGGAAACUCUGUCGGAUCCAGUGUUGGGGGCUAACGUGUGUUUAGAUCCGAAAGCGAAUCAGAGGAGGCAGCGGAGGGCACGUCACCAGAAGGGGCCCUAUAAAUCCAUCUCCAUUGCUGCUUCGCCCUGGCAAAUCGAUUGCUUUGCAUGUUGGCCUGCGCGCCCACAUCUGCCCUCGCGUGCGACCCCUCCAGGGGCAGGUCCCAAAAGCUGAUCGCUCCCACCAAGCGCUCUGACCCCACCGGAUUAAAGAGGGUCCCGCGCAGGUUGCUGUCGGGAGGAGCUGGAUGCUCUCGCACCAAGUUUGGAUUGCAGGAGUGAUCGCUCUUACUCUACACGUUCCUCUUGGAUCUAAUCUUUCAACGUGACGCGAUCCCUUUCUGGAGGAGGGAGUCUGGCCGCUGCCGCGGCUGCCAGCUUACAAAUCUCCGCUCCAGCCUCUGCUUCUCCGGCAGGCUGCUAUUUCCCCGUCUCAGCUGUUCCUCGCGUGCAUGCGUGAGUGCCCCGUUCCCCCUGGCCCAGCUGGCGUUCCGGGAGCCCUGAUGUCUUCAUUGGACUCCCCGCAGUUGUUGAUGGGGUGUCUUGCUCAGAUUUCCAGGCAGAAGCUCAACCGCAGCAUCCAGAGCCAGUUCUCGCUGCCAGGCGGCGCUUCGUGCGGCGCAGGCGGCUGCUGCUGCUGAGCUGGGACUCGGCUGCAGGGCAAGGAUCGGCGAGAACCGGGCGCUGCCUCUGCUCUCCGCAGGGACCGCGCACCUGCGGCGGCGGGGGAGGGCGCACGGAGCGGCGCCGGCGGCAGCAGCCCCUGCCCCUGAUCCGGAAUUGUGAACUUUCCCGCAGCCCCCCUUGGAGGAUCCCCGAGCUGAGCCACAUGCAUCCCUUGGCGGCCGGCCGGGCUUGCUGGAGUUAAUGUCCGUGCUGGGUCCGACGAGCCCAUCUCAAAGGGGCCUGUGUCGGAAGGAAAUCUAAGAUGAAGUUAUGGGAUGUUGUGGCUGUCUGCGUGGUGCUGCUCAGCAAGGUCUCCACAUCCCCGCUGCCCGCCGCUAACAUGCCAGAGGAUUAUCCAGAUCAGUUUGACAAUGUAGUGGACUUUAUUCAAGCCACUAUAAAAAGACUGAGAAGGUCACCAGAUAAACAAACUCCAAUUUUUUCUAAGCGGGAGAGAAGUCGGCAAAAUGCAGCUGUUAAUACAGAGAAUUCCAGUAAAAAGGGACGGCGAGGUCAAAAGGGCAAAAAUCGAGGUUGUGUCUUAACAGAAAUACAUUUAAAUGUGACUGACUUGGAUUUGGGAUAUGAAACCAAAGAAGAGCUGAUUUUCCGGUACUGCAGUGGAUCUUGUGAUGCAGCCGAGACCACAUAUGACAAAAUUUUAAAAAAUUUAACCAGAAAGAAAAAGCUGGUCAAUGAUAAAGUGAGGCAAGCUUGCUGCAGACCCACUGCCUAUGAUGAUGACCUUUCAUUUUUGGACGAUAACUUGGUUUACCAUAUAUUGAAAAAACAUUCCGCUAAAAGAUGUGGAUGUGUCUGAUUUUUUUUUGAGAUUAUUACAAUAUUGCAUUCCUACUACAAUGCAAAGAACAGGACCAAGGUUCCCAAGGAAACGUCUGUUCAGAACUGAGAAAGAGGACCAAGGAUGCAGGAAAACAGAUGUCAUGGGAGCCUGGUAGGACAAGAUCCAGCACAGAGAACUGGACAGGACAGAAAAGUUGGAACUUUUAAUUUCUACAGGAAAGCAAAUAAAAGGCAUCAAAGCUCAGGGCUGGAGUUUCAGAAUGGAUGGGUGGAGGUUGCUAUCACUAUUUCAUUUGACAUGGUACACUAUCAAUGAGAGUUGAAUCAGCUAGGAAUGUGCUUAAAAACACAACCUAUUAAAUAUCAUGCCUUGUUCUUAUUUUUUAUUAAGUUUAGUUAUAAAAACUGGAGUAGCAUUAAUAAUGGCAAGCUUAAGUGGUAUUAGCUUCACUCCAAUAUACACUGUACUAUUGCUUGUUAAAAGGAUAUUCCAAAACACUGGAGAUAACUUUUUAAUUACAUAGUAUAUGUGCAAGGUUAAAUCAGGCAAGUGUCAAAAUUAAUCAGCUAAAGUCCAUCCGGGGAAAAUCAACACAAAACAAAACACUUUCACUUACUGUUUGAUUUAGGUUAUUUCCAUCUCACAUUUCUUCAAAACAGUUAAAUAUCAGAUUUAAUUCUUCUAUUACCUCUGAAAACAAGUUGUGUUUUUAAGCACUCACUCCUAGUAGAAUAAUAGAAACAAUGAGCCUGGCCUACACAAAUGCAAAAUGUGUUUCUUUUGGUUUACAAAGGACUAAUGUCACUUACAUAACUCCUUUAAUAUUUGGUCAUUGUGAGUGAACAGACUACUUGAUGCAAUGCAUCCAUUCAAAGACAUAAAUAUACAGAAGAUAUUUAUUGAGAUUUAAGUUAUUGUUAUUUAUUACAGUUCACUAAUGAGUUUCCGUUCCUUAUUUAUUAAAGUUUUUUUUCAAAGGUGCCAAAGUGGAAUGUGCUCGCAAGAUACAAAGACAGUUAAGCUGGGAACAAGGGGCCAUGCUUUUAAAAGUAUUAAUAGUUAACUUGAAAGCAAAAAAUCACUUACUUUACCUUUUUAACAAAACCCUGUUUAAAAUCUCAAAAUAGAGGGCCAAAGUCUGCAACCCAUAUUCAUGUUGAAUAACAUUUAUGUGAGUAACUCCAUUACUACCCAUAUGAGUUAGUGACACUCCACAUGAGUGGAGGUUGCAGAAUGGGGGCCGUUAUUAUAAAUUUGUUAGAAAAAGUAAUUUUAUUAAUAUUAUAAUGUUGAUGCAGUUUUUCUCACAAACACUUCUUCUGCCAACUGACCUCAUAAGUAUGAUUGACAAAUGAAGAUUAAUCACACUUUUGUCAUUUUAAUUUCAUGUUAUAUUUGUUUUUUCUUUCCAUAUUUCCAUAUAGAAAAGGUUAAAUCCCUUUUUGUAGUUAGUCCUGGAUUUAAUGUAGACUGAAGAUAAACAAACUAUUUUGUUAAAUAACCAAAGUGUUUUGUAUAAUUUGCUGACACAUUACAGGAUUCAACUGGCAUAGUAAAAACCAUUUUAAGUUUUCAUCUAAGAUACUGCUUUAAGGUGAAGGAGGUUAUGUAUCAAGGGGAUUAGCACAAGUUAUGAAGCUGGAGGUUUAUUUAUUAAAGAUUAGCAGAAGUGUAUUUAUACUAGACAUAAUAGACAACUGAAGUGAAAAGUGAAGACUUGACUCCCACAAAAACAAUAUCCAACCAAGAAUCUACUGAACAACAACAACAAUUAGGAUAAUAAUUUAUCCAAUCCAUUCAAUGGCUCCAUACUUAUUCUGUUCCUUUUAAGUGCAUGGAACCUGCACUGAUACCUGUGGGGAAGGUCCCAUGGUUGGGGGGGAGAAAGAAAGGAAAAACACACAAAGAUCCACCAUCAUGUGGCUUAAAGGAGAAUUUUGCCUUUCUUCACUAAGGUCCCAAUCUUGCAAUUGAUGAUAAGUGAGCACAGUCAUCUUCGUGGGCUCUGAAUGCAUGGCAAUCCACCACAUGCAAUCUAUUGCAGGAUGAGUCUAAGGUCCGACUCCAGCAAAGUACUCAAGAUCAUGAAUAGUCCCAUGGAAGUCAUUAAGCACGUGUUUAAGUGCUGUGCUGGGUCAGGGGAUUAACCACUGUGUUGGGCAGCGUACAGCAGUCAAAGCAUCAUCUGCAUUACUUGCAUAGUACAAUCCUGGCUAUGUGAUGAGUCAAAACUCAGCAAUACUGUGGUUAGUUUAGGCUAGCUUUGAGCACAGAAAUUAUAAGUACUUUAUCACUUGCUAUGGUACUUCACUGAUGGUUGACAGCUUGCCUCAAGCAACAGCCUAAAUAGGCUUUAAUUAUAGCAGGUCACUAUGGUCAAACUACAAAGGGUAAAGUUUGUGAUUUUUUUAAAAAAACUUAUCAACAACAGGAGUAUGAUCCUCUGGAGGUUUUUACUUCACCUACAAUUUAUGUCUCAGUUAUUUGUGUUAAUCAACCAAAGUUCUCUACAGACUUUAUUUUUGUACAAUAUUCAUUUUAUAACUUUUUACAAAAUAAAACUCAUUUCUAUUGUUGUAUGGAUGCUGUUUAUACUUCUUGCACAGCCAUCCUUUUCAGAGAGCUAUGAUCUUGCCCUUUUUCCAAUCCAGAGGGGAAAUCCCAAAUGAAGGCAAAUUUCUAUGUG
This is a messenger RNA of Mauremys reevesii (Reeves's turtle), 4215 nucleotides long. It is a transcript of the gene GDNF, whose product is annotated as glial cell derived neurotrophic factor. The coding region runs from base 987 to 1544 and encodes 185 amino acids. The record is from RefSeq and is a predicted model, not a curated record. Gene Ontology annotation, biological process: peripheral nervous system development; negative regulation of neuron apoptotic process; positive regulation of branching involved in ureteric bud morphogenesis. The transcript is spliced from 3 exons. NCBI's taxonomy places the organism in Eukaryota, Metazoa, Chordata, Testudines, Geoemydidae. Gene Ontology annotation, molecular function: growth factor activity; glial cell-derived neurotrophic factor receptor binding; receptor tyrosine kinase binding.